Gigantopelta aegis is the source of this 2528-nucleotide messenger RNA. RefSeq names its product potential E3 ubiquitin-protein ligase ariadne-2-like. The record is from RefSeq and is a predicted model, not a curated record. Gene Ontology annotation, biological process: protein polyubiquitination; ubiquitin-dependent protein catabolic process; positive regulation of proteasomal ubiquitin-dependent protein catabolic process. Gene Ontology annotation, cellular component: cytoplasm; ubiquitin ligase complex. The coding region runs from base 67 to 1530 and encodes 487 amino acids. Gene Ontology annotation, molecular function: ubiquitin conjugating enzyme binding; ubiquitin protein ligase activity; zinc ion binding. NCBI's taxonomy places the organism in Eukaryota, Metazoa, Mollusca, Gastropoda, Neomphalida, Peltospiridae. The transcript is spliced from 15 exons.
GUUUUGAUGGCUAUGUCUUUGUUGUGUAAUCAGAUCGCAUAGUUACUGCUGCGACAUAUUGCCAGGAUGUCAGAGGACAUGAAGAGUCUGAACUCGGAUGAGGAGGGUGAUGACAUGUCAGAACACAUGGAUGAUACGGACGAUGAGUCGUUCAUUGGAUAUUAUGAUGAGACUGAUGACCUUGAUCUUGAUAAGCCAAAAAAAACUGAUGACCCAGAAUAUUUUGAAUACGAAUUGCUGCAGAUUGAAGGAGUCGACAGGUUACUUAAUGAGGAGAUAGAAGCAUUGUGCACAGCACUAAGGGUUGCACCAUCAUUGGCUAAGAUGCUACUGUUGGCUCAUGAUUGGCAGUGUGAUGACAUCAUUGAACAUCAUCACAAAGAUCCAGAGAAAUUACUAAUUGAUUCCAAGAUAAAAAGCUCCAAGCAAUCACAGGAAGUUAUUGUGGGAAAUAGUCAAAUGUGUAAAGUGUGUGCCAGUGAACAGUCGCGUGAGAACUUCCACGCAUUGAACUGUGGUCAUAUGUUUUGUCAGUCAUGUUGGGAUAUGCAUUUCCAAGUUCAGAUUAAAGAAGGCCUCACAACAGGAAUUGAAUGCAUGGGAAAUGACUGUACAGUGUUGGUUCCAGAAGACUUUCUCUGCAGUAUUUUAAGUGACCCGACAUUUCGUGACAGAUAUUCCAAGCUUUCAUUUAAUGAUCUGGUCAAAAACCACCCUCAGCUGCGGUUUUGUCCAGGAGUGAACUGUCCAAUCAUAGUGAGAGCCAAGGAGCCAUUUGCAAAGAAGGUGGAGUGCUCAGAAUGUCGCUCAACUUUCUGUUUCCGAUGUGGUAUGCAAUACCAUGCACCCACCAAGUGUAAUACAAUCAAAAAGUGGCUGACCAAAUGUGCCGAUGACUCGGAGACUGCCAACUAUAUCAGUGCACACACCAAAGAUUGUCCAAAAUGUCAUGUAUGCAUUGAGAAAAAUGGAGGUUGUAAUCAUAUGCAAUGUUCUAAGUGCAAGUUUGACUUUUGUUGGAUGUGUCUAGGAGACUGGAAGGCACACGGUAGUGAAUAUUACGAAUGUAGCCGGUACAAAGAAAAUCCCAACAUUGCCAAUGAAUCUGUUCUGGUGCAGGCACGAGAAGCCCUCAAGAAAUAUCUCUUCUACUAUGAACGGUGGGAGAAUCAUGCCAAAAGUCUGAAACUUGAAGAGCAGACAUUGUUGAAGAUUAAGUCUCGCAUCCAGGAGAAAGUGAUGAACAAUGAGGGAACCUGGAUUGACUGGCAGUACCUCCUCGACGCAGCAACCCUCCUGAAAAAGUGCCGAUAUACCUUACAGUAUACUUACCCGUAUGCAUAUUACAUGGAGAAAGGUGGAAAAAAGCUGUUGUUUGAGUAUCAACAAGCCCAACUAGAAGCUGAAGUGGAGAAUUUGUCGUGGAAGGUGGAAAGGGCAGAGAUUACAGACAGGGGAGACCUGGAGAAUCAGAUGGAUAUUGCUGAGAAGAGGCGCCUCACCCUGCUGAAGGAUUUCCUCAUUAAAUAACAACCCACCCACACACCACACAGUACUGGCACAACUCGGGUCUUCUCCCUCACAUUGAUGAAGUGGUAUCGGAAAAGUUUCAACUCCUAACUGCGCUCAAUACUCAUCGACUGCUUGUUGUACUAAUCAAUUUCUUUCUAGGAUAUAGUGACAUUUUCGUUUUCCUUUUUUGCCGUUUUGAUUCGUAUGAAGAUCGAUCAUUUUUUGUAGUCGAAAGUUUGUCUCAUCCUGUGUUUUUAUUUUUCAUAUUGCUGUAAUUUUGAAAUGAGCUAUUCGACAUUAAAACAAGGUAGUAUAGAAGGCACAGUCUUUACAGUACAUUAUGGGAUUUUUUGUUAUAAAUUUUUGUGUGUGUGCCUCCAGACUACUGCUCAUUCUCAGGUGGUUCGGUUUACACAACAAAUUAUACCAUAUGUUAUGAUGUCUUCCAUUUGCUUGUAACCUAAGGAUAGUGUUGUGGGUUUUAUUUUAAUGCAGUUUUUCACUUCUUGCCAACUAUUUUCAGCUGAUAACUUUCGUUAACACGUUCUUGUUAAAGUAUGGCAUAAUUUUAAGACUUGUUAACUGAGAUACUGGAAAUAUGUUUUUGAAUUAAAAUGUUUUUGAAAAGGUAACAGUAUAGUGUUUCAAUAUCAUAGGAAUAUACAUUAUCUUUUGUUCCUAAUUUAUUACCUUAAUGAUACUGACACACUUGAAGGUAAUAAUCUCUUUAUCAUACAAGUUUAAGCUUAAUACAUGUUUUUUAUAAACUAUACUGAACCGAAAUUGGCCAUUAGCCAUUACUUGAUAUUUAAAUGCCAUGUAUUUGACGCAGUAUCUUUUUUUUUUUAAUGAAAAUGACAUCAGCAUUUAAAUGAUGAAUAUUUAGCAUGUCCCGACAACAAUAAACUAGUGCAUAAAUGUUUCCAUUUUCAGAACAUUAGACAAAUUUCACUCAAAAAUUGCUAUUGAAAAUGUUCUUGUUUAAAGACUAUCAUCAAUUCGGGCGGGGUGGGGGG